AUGAGCUCUUACUUUGUAAACUCGUUCUCAGGGCGCUAUCCAAAUGGCUCCGACUAUCAGUUACUAAAUUAUGGGACUAACGGCGCCGUGAGCGGUUCGUUCAGAGACCCUGGCACCAUGCACUCCGGGUCUUUCGGCUACAACUACAAUGGCAUGGACCUAAGCGUAAACCGCACCAACUCCAACAGCCACUUCGGGCCGGUGGGGGAGGAUGCCCGGGGUUUCGGGCCGGACGCCCGGUACAGACAGCCCAACUGCUCGCUUUCCUCUCCGGACGCGGUGCCGUGCGCCGCGGCCAACCGAGAGCCCCUGGAACUAAAAAGCCCCUCUCCUCCGUCCGACCGGAGCACCGCCUCGACCGGCAACAGCCUCAACAAAAGCAGCAGCGCCCAUUUCACUGAGAUAGAGGAGACCGGCGUCCCUUCCGAGACCGAGGAGGGGGCGCACGCCAGCGGCGGCUCCGCCACAGCAGCCCGGGCGCAGCAGCAGCAGCAGCAGCAACAGCAGCAGCAGCAGCAGCAGCAGCAGGAAGCCAACGCCACCUCCUCAACUCCAGCAUCAAACGAGUGCCAAACGCCGCAGAUAUUCCCCUGGAUGCGGAAACUACACAUAAGCCAUGAUAUGACUGGACCGGAUGGGAAAAGGGCCCGAACUGCGUACACCCGCUACCAGACGCUAGAGCUGGAGAAAGAGUUUCACUUCAAUAGAUACCUCACGAGACGGAGGAGGAUAGAGAUAGCCCACACGCUGUGUCUCUCGGAACGGCAGAUCAAAAUCUGGUUUCAGAACCGCAGGAUGAAAUGGAAGAAGGACAAUAAACUGAAAAGCAUGAGCCUCGUGACGGGAGGAAGCGCCUUCCACAACUGAGUUUCCAAUCUUGAAUUGCUUCUUUUUUUUCUUUUUUUGGGGGGGGGGUUGUUUUUUUGUUUUGUUUGUUUUUGUUGUUGUGGGGGAGAAAUCCACGAGUAGUACUGUAAAGCUAUAAGUGAAAAAGCGCAGCACCUUUCAGCAUGCUAUAAUUGUGUUUAGACAUUUGGAAAGAAAAGGAAAAAAAUAUUCUGUGGUCUUAAAAUAAUGCCUUUUGAGUUUACCGUUGUUGUACACUUAGUUGUUGGAAAAGAAUGUGAGAUGUAAAUAUAUCUGCGGAUGUUCAUGUCGAUGCGCUCUCUCUCUCUCUCUCUUAUCUCUCGCUAUCUCUCUAUCUCUCUAUCUCGUAAGUUGUCAUGUUUCAGCCGAGCUCUUUAUUGUGUUACUUCUCGACGGUUUAACAGGAGUAAAUUUCCCAACCAUAUGCUGCUCUUCAUUGAAUGUAAACCUAAUAUAGUCUAUGACGGGGCCAUUCAAAAGGGAAAAAAUAGAAAAAGGAAAAAAAGAAGAAAAAAAAAGGGAAAAGGAAAAAGCGCUUUAGUGUAUAAGUUUCAAUGCUAUUUUGAUGGUUAUAUCUUGUGGCCAGACCAUGACCUCCACAAACAAGCCAGUGUGUACUAUAGCUAUAGAGAUCGUUUUGUGCAUAGAGCUAAUUACGAGCAAUUAAUGUAAACGUGUUCAACCUGUCAAUGUGAUACAUUUUUAGUGCAAAAAGAAGAAGAAGAAGAAGAAGAAGAAGAAGAAGAAGAAGAAGAAGAGGGAUUAUUCUGUGGAUAGGCUGUGAUGUACCUAUAAGC
This is a messenger RNA of Lampris incognitus (smalleye Pacific opah), 1664 nucleotides long. Its product is annotated as homeobox protein Hox-B5b. Bases 1 to 867 code for a protein of 288 amino acids. The record is from RefSeq and is a predicted model, not a curated record. Gene Ontology annotation, cellular component: nucleus. Gene Ontology annotation, molecular function: DNA-binding transcription factor activity, RNA polymerase II-specific; RNA polymerase II cis-regulatory region sequence-specific DNA binding. Lineage: Eukaryota; Metazoa; Chordata; Actinopteri; Lampriformes; Lampridae. Gene Ontology annotation, biological process: regulation of transcription by RNA polymerase II; anterior/posterior pattern specification. The transcript has 2 exons.